Molecule: messenger RNA, 6042 nt
Organism: Phasianus colchicus (ring-necked pheasant)
Lineage: Eukaryota; Metazoa; Chordata; Aves; Galliformes; Phasianidae
Gene: NEBL
Product: nebulette
Biological process (GO): cardiac muscle thin filament assembly
Cellular component (GO): focal adhesion; Z disc
Molecular function (GO): actin filament binding
Source: RefSeq, a predicted model, not a curated record
GGCAGCGGCUCCCCGCCCGCCCACUCACACAUGCUGCCGAGCCGCAGUCAGCUGGAGCGCCGCUUCCUCCCCAGCCGCCGCCGAUGACCUCUUCGCCCGUCGGCAGCCGCUGAGGAGCCCCGGCGUCCCCGCGCGGGCAGGGGAUGCUCCAUCGGUCGGCCGCCCGCAGCCCCGCGCAGCCCGCCCGCCGCGCAGCAGCCUCGGCCGCAGGGAGCCGCAGCCCGGGAGGAGCCGCACCAUGAACCCCCAGUGCGCCCGCUGUGGGAAAGUGGUCUAUCCCACCGAGAAAGUCAACUGCCUGGACAAGUAUUGGCAUAAAGGAUGUUUCCACUGUGAAGUUUGCAAAAUGGCUCUGAACAUGAAUAACUACAAAGGAUAUGAAAAGAAACCUUAUUGCAAUGCACAUUACCCAAAGCAGUCUUUCACUACAGUGGCUGAUACUCCAGAAAAUCUACGUCUGAAGCAACAAAGUGAAUUGCAGAGUCAGGUAAAAUACAAAAGAGACUUUGAAGAAAGCAAAGGAAGAGGGUUCAGUAUUGUGACCGAUACGCCCGAGUUACAAAGACUGAAAAGGACUCAGGAACAAAUCAGUAAUGUUAAAUAUCAUGAAGAUUUUGAGAAGACAAAGGGCAGAGGCUUCACCCCAGUGGUGGAUGAUCCUAUAACAGAGCGGGUGCGGAAAAACACCCAAGUUGUAAGUGAUGCAGCAUACAAAGGGGUGCAUCCACAUAUAGUUGAAAUGGAUAGAAGACCUGGAAUAAUUGUUGCCCCUGUUCUCCCUGGGGCAUAUCAGCAAAGCCAGUCCCAAGGAUAUGGAUACAUGCACCAGACAAGUAUGUCAUCUAUGAGGUCAGUGCAUUCACAGCCUCAUUCAGCAGGCCUGAGAACAUACAGAGCUAUGUAUGACUACAGUGCUCAAGAUGAAGAUGAAGUUUCCUUCAGGGAUGGUGACUAUAUCAUCAACGUGCAACCAAUUGAUGAUGGCUGGAUGUAUGGUACUGUUCAGAGAACUGGGAAAACAGGAAUGCUUCCAGCAAAUUAUAUUGAGUUUGUUAACUAAUUUUUGUCUCUAGUCCUUUGAGCUUUGUUAUGAUUUACUCAAAAUCUAAUCUUUUAGAAAAAGUCAGAAGAAUCUUUUAAGGCCACAUGUUCAUUACUUUAUUGCUACUAUGACAGUCUGCAUUCUCACUCAGAAUCCAAUUUAGAGCCCUUUAAAUACGGAUGAAUAAACAACAAGAGCUUUGAAAACAGCGUGGCUUAUAAUAGUGCUCCCUCAAAAUAAAAUAAAAUAAAAAACAUAUAUGGAAGCCUGGUGCUGUGAAUCCUAUAAAAUCAAUUAGCUGUAAAGGGAAAAUACCUUUUCCCUACAUCUCAAAGAGGUUGUUUCUCUUUAUAGUAACCAUAAAAUUGAUUCGCUUCUUAUGGGAUACGUCUAAUGCUUGAGAAGUUAGCAUCCUCAUAAAAAUAAAAAUGGUAGUUAGAGAAUUCGAUCAUUUGAAAUGAUACCAAGUAAUAUGUUUGUAAAAAAACAAAAAACAAAAAACAAAACCAAAACAACAAACCUACUGCCCAGCAGCCUUACAAUAAAAAGGUUUAUUUUGACAGUAAAAAUUUCCCAACUCUCACCUGCGUUUAUUCCUGGAUUACCCAUUUUAUUUUUGUGUUUUUCACAGUGACCUCUUCUAUCUGCUUGGCUUGCAUCCUAGUCCAUCAGUUAGAUCCAUGCCUGGUUUCAUGAUUCUUCAGUAUCUUUCCCACAGAAAAUUCCUUGCAGAAAUUAUCUUGAUUAUAAAAGCUAUCAUGUCUUCUGUUUCCUUCAAAUAAUACCUUGCAUUUAAAUAUAAACUUCCAUUAGGGCAACGUUACUUCCUUUACUUUCCCCUGUACUGCUGUAAAUAGUGUGUGUGAGGCCCUGGUGCUGUGCAGUCACACAAAGCAUGCAGGCACAUCCCUUCAUCUUACCACAAGUAACUUGCUUAAUGGCUGCCUUGCUAAUGAGCUAAUGUACCUACCCUGCUGCAGAAAUAAUUGCACCUCCAUUGAAGAGUGGAGAAGAGCUCUGGUUAUUGUAGUGCAUUUCAGCUCAAUGGCCUAUUUCAGUUUCCUUCAAAAUUUUUAAUGAUCUGACAGUGAGUUGUAUGUUUACAAAAUGAUUAAUGAAGGAGAAACAUAACUUUCUUUUGAAAUUUAUUCCUUUUCAUAACUGAAACUGAAGGGAAAACUAGCAAAAAAGACCCACCCAAACCUUCAACAUACUCUAUUCCAUUAAGCUUCAGUUUCCAUCAUGAGUAGAAAACAGUAAUAAUAUUUUGCUGACAAACCUUGCUCCUUGAUGACUGUUAACUUAUGAUUAGGAAAUAAAGGAACCAGGUCUCAAUCUAUGAGACUGAGAGAAGAGCUUAAAAUAUCUGGUGACACAACAGACCUGUAAGAGAAGUUGUGUCACAGGCUUGAAACACAAGGAAGUUCCUCUUGCUUUAAGGGGAUGCCAGGAAGGUGCUGUGUUCCCUCCCAGAUAAAACUCUGUGAGGAAAGACAAGAGAAUUAGCAGUUCAUGUGGGAGUUUACUGAUGUGAAUGCAUACAAACAUAAAGAAAUAAUGAAGAAAUAAUGUUUUUGCUGAUAAUGUGAUUAUAGUAUUCAACCAUAUGAGAAAGAAGUUAAUUUUGGAGUAGCUGUCGUGUUGGUCCUGCACUGACAUUAUCCCAUUUCUGAAAUGUUAAGAGUAGAACUGUUACAGAAUUUAUAGAUAAUUUUGUAUGUCAUAUUUCACAAAAUAAGGAAGUCUGCCGUAUCUGUUUAAACAACAAAGAAGGAAGGCAGUAUGGAUUUGUUACAGCAUCUGAAAGCUGUCAGUGCAAAUACUUCCUAGCUCCAUUUUUGUGUACAAUUAGGAAUUGGAGAGUUUAAGUGUUUUUUUUUUUUUCCUGUUAACAAGGGGCAAGUCCCAGGCUGCCAAACAGGGGGUGGGAUGACUGCAUUUGAAAAAAACAAAAAAAGAAAAGAGGAAAAAGGUCAUGACAUUGUCUAUACUUUCUUGUCUGCUGCGUAAUUUCAAGGCCAAAGCUACCUGGGAGCAUCUAACUUCAAAAAAAGUGGUUUAAAACCAGGGAUGUGAGCCUGUAAAUGUGCAAUCUGUAUGGCUUACACUGCUGUCAUUUUAAAUACUUGAAAGACAAGGGCUGUAACAGACCGUGAUGCAUUACUGGUGACUUCCACAUUAAAUUUGCUAGCUUUGCAAGUCAAAUGGGUGUUUUUCAAAAGGCUGCUGUGAUAGGCACAGCUAGAAACUCUCAAAAAAGCAGUCUGUUUGUGCAUUGGUUUUCAUCACUGGCCAUCAACAGCAAAGAGAGAAAUCCUAUCUUAAAGUAGCUGACAAAUUUUUCUGAUGAUGCCUGGGGCAGAAUUGGCUAUCGCUUGCUGCUAUGCUGCUCUAUUUGUUCUGUAAUGCUGACAGCAAUACAAACAAGUUGGCAGUUUGCUAACCAGACAUGAAUGCAAAGAAAUGGAGCGAACAGAUAUUUUGCAUCAAAUUGCAAAUUUUAGUCACUUACAGAAAAGCAAGUCUCAACAUCAGCUUGCUUUCUUCGUAAGUGAGGAGAUGGCUUCCAGUGUUGAAUGUCUAGUGAAAAGUAAAUCAGAAAAUGAGCAUUUGAUCUCAUUGGAGAACUAUGUGCUAAACAACCAAAAUAAAAUGUUGUUUAUGAAUUUUGAAUAUUCAGUAGCCUGGCAAAGCACCUAAAGCAACUGCAAAAUAAAAAAAGUCAAGGAAGCAAAGUAGUAUGUGAAUUGUAUUUCUCACUGAAGUGGUAUGUCAGCAGAAUUAUUAAGAUCUGUUUUAAGGUACUCAUUUAUGUAGUCAGGUUUUUAUGUUAUAUGUACUCAGCAAUGAUUGUUCAUUUGAAAUGUUUCCUCUUUUUUAAUAUACAACAAACUUUUUUCCCAUUGUGCAGAUGUGUUCUGAACUGUGCUAUCAAAGUCCACAAAAUAUCAGAGUGCUAUUUUCAAACUGUUGUAUAAGAUCUGAAAUUUGCAAUGUAAGAAGAAUAGGUCAGCAACCAAAUUGUGCCAGCACAACUUUUACAAGGCAUAUGUUGGAGCCUGUUACAUGCAGUGGUAUGGAGGGGUAAACAGAUGUUGUAUGCUGUCCUGUCACCUUUAAAAUGUGCAUUCCUUUUUAACACAGCAUGAUCUCCUCACUGUGCUUUUUUUCCUGUUAACAACAUUUUUCUGGGGAAAGAGUUCUAAGGAACAAAAUUUCCCAAGAUAUUCCAAAUUUCAGUCUGGAAGCUCAUAUGUUCCCAUUUUAAGCAUUUUAGAAACGAGGAAGUUAUGCUAACAUUUUUACUAAUCUAUAUAUAAAUAAAUAAAACUACACAGAGCACAUUCAUACAUAUACACAAGAACAAAUGGGUGCCUUGCUUUUCAUUACUUUUUCUUGCCUGGCUUAUCUUCAUUUUCUAAACAAAGCUACUUACAGAUCCUGCAUUUUUCAUUAUAGAACAUUAGCAUUUAAUCUUGAUGAAACAGGGUUUUCUUGAUUACAUUUGACGUACCAUAAACCACUUCAACAGAUUGAGAUUUGACAGAGAUUCACCUCCCAUGGAUUGUAUUUGUGACAAAUGUGUCCAUACCGAGUGUUACUUGGGGAUGCAGAAGGUCUCCAAUGUUUGGAAAAGGUAGUAAUUUUAGCUUUUAUUGUACAGUGGCAUGCCAUUUUGUACAAUGAAAAAGAAAUGGUGUGUAAGUCUUUGGCAGAAAGUGGUACAGGGUAUAAAAUGUUAGAUUUUAAUUAUGUUGAUUAAUACUCCAUUUAAAAUACAGAAUAAGCUUUAGUAAAUGUUUCAAUAACAUGCUGGAACAGACAAAAGAUGCUGUUGAAAGAUCUCCAAACUGAUGUGCUGGCAAAUGCAAAGUAUGGUGAGCUGUAGAAGAGUAAACCAUUUUGCAGUGCUUUAGUGAUUUUAUCCAGCUUUAUGCAAUAGGAAUCCUAUCUCCCUUUUUGAAAGAAAACCUGAAAGCUAUAUUUCCUAAACUGCCUGCAUUACAACAAUAUAUUGAAAGGAAUUUCAUAUGCUUCUUGUGUCUGAUAAAUAGAAUUUGCAUAUUGUACUUAAGUUGUAAUCCAGUUGUUGUUGACAUUUGUUUAAUUAUUAUUAUUUUAGAGGGGAAGAUAAGCUAUACUGUAGCAUUUCAAUCAUGUGUAUUUAAUAGUACUCUUAGAAGUUGCUAGACCGUUGGAAGACAGCAAUGACUGUAUUAACAUUGAUUAGCAUGAUGUGGAAAAUCUCAGCUGUUGGUUUUUGCAGUGUGAUAUAAAAAGCAAAAAUGAACCGCUGUGCAGUUUGGCUUAUGUUUGCUUUCAAGUGUGUAAAAGUUUUAGUUAUCUUGCAAAACUACUGUAUUUGGGAGUAUAAGUUCUGAAGGUAACAAUUGUUUUUCAAAGGACAGAUGUACUUACUCCUGGAUCAUAUGAUGUAUCAUCUUAAUUUGGCUUUUGUUAUGCAGAAAGUUAACACCAGCUAUUAAAAUAUAUUUUAGUAGAAAUGCUUUAAUUCCUGUUUUUUCCUCUACACUGUGAAUAUUUAAGCCUUGGUGGACUAGAGCAACAUCAUGCUGCCCAAAGUACUAACCUAUGCAAACUAGUUCACAUUUUAGUUGAUGUCACAGUGGAUGUAACAUAACAAUUUAUUUUGCAUAACAUUAAAAGUCAUUCAAAUAAAAUGUUAAACCUAGCACUAUGUAUGUAUUAUAUUCAUAAUCAAUCCUCUGCAAAGCUACUGUGCCCAUUAAAAUAAGCUACUGAACCUGUGUAUUGUUCUAACUAAGUAGGGAUGCUGUGACUUUUCAAACUGAAGAGGAAUAUAUAGUGCUAUUUCAAGCUUGAUCUCAAGAAAUGUUUUAGAAAACAGCAGUUUAUUUCAGAAAUGCACUCUUCUCAAAGGGUUGAUUAGCCUUUUCAGUCUGUUUGUAACCCUUUAGAACAGUAAGUUACAUUCUAUGUCCCUUGUUUUGUUUAAAUAAACAAAGGUAGUAAGUGAA